Messenger RNA from Macroventuria anomochaeta, 963 nucleotides. RefSeq lists its product as uncharacterized. The record is from RefSeq and is a predicted model, not a curated record. Lineage: Eukaryota; Fungi; Ascomycota; Dothideomycetes; Pleosporales; Didymellaceae. The coding region runs from base 212 to 826 and encodes 204 amino acids. The transcript has a single exon.
CUACCUCUCUCACGAACAUCACUUCGGUCGUGCACGAGCGGCAUGUUCGAAGCCCACCUGUUCUGGUAGGGGGGUCUGGCCUGCUUGAAGUUGGUUGGCGUGCCCAACUGUAUGGGGUGGCACUUGCCUCGUUUGGUUCGACCUUCGCUUCCACCUUGUGCACCGCACACCAAUCUUCGAACACGGAUACCCCAGGCUGAACGCUUAGACAAUGUCGUUCCCAAAUUCUCCCAGCUUUUUCCCCUUUCUACAGCAGCCAGGCGAGUUGCGCAACAUCGUCUACAGCUACGCGCUAUCCGAGCCGGAAGGUCUUAAAUGCUGGGAGGAUAUGUUCCUGCCAAAGAUCACGGCUGAGCUUUCAUACAACGUCAUCAACCAGCUUCAGGACAUUUGCCAUGAAAUCCUCCAGGAAAUUCGGGUACUUAGAAUUCGGUACAAUGACUUGACCUACGAGACCUGCGUUGAUGCCUCACGUUUUACUCGCACCCUUCCGGUGACCGCCCUAGAGUCCUUGCGUAUGUUGCACGUCACCGAUCAAUGGAUCAGUGAGGAGAACAUUGGUGAAGGGAAAGCCACGGAAUACAUGUACGAAUUGUUUCACGUUUCCCGUAAUAUUCCGUUCAUUACUGUACGUCUUUCGUCCCGAAUGCUCCACUUACGGGGCGGUGUUCUUAAACUCCUCGCUGCCGAGUCCUACAUCCGAGGUCAAGACACGUUCUUACGAGGCUCAUCACCGAUCAGCAAGACCAAAGUUUGCUUGCAGCAGUCGUUGAGUCCAUUUCGCAAGACCGACUGCUUGCCGAGACUCUCGCAUACGUUCCAGUAAGUUUUCGACCAUGGCUCAAGUCGUUCGACGAACAAGAUUUCCAUAUGUACUGUGAAGAAGAAGAAGACGACGACAGUACGGCUCAGGGUGACUCGACGAAGUACCUGCUGUCCAGAGUCGAUGGAGGAUCGACCACU